This is a messenger RNA of Scylla paramamosain (green mud crab), 4419 nucleotides long. RefSeq names its product natural resistance-associated macrophage protein 2-like (gene Mvl). Bases 129 to 2066 code for a protein of 645 amino acids. NCBI's taxonomy places the organism in Eukaryota, Metazoa, Arthropoda, Malacostraca, Decapoda, Portunidae. Gene Ontology annotation, molecular function: iron ion transmembrane transporter activity; manganese ion transmembrane transporter activity; cadmium ion transmembrane transporter activity. Gene Ontology annotation, cellular component: apical plasma membrane. The record is from RefSeq and is a predicted model, not a curated record. Gene Ontology annotation, biological process: metal ion transport; response to manganese ion; manganese ion homeostasis. The transcript is spliced from 12 exons.
CAUCAGUGACUUUAUAUUGUCAACCAUGGCUUCCAAAUGCCCUGCUGGCUCCACUGACUGCUCUACCAAGGCCAAGAGAGUGAGGAGAAGCAUCAAUCUUGAGCUGAAAUUGGCGACUCUGAGGCGGCAUGCUUGAGGAGAAGUGGGUGAAUGCUAUUGCAUGCUUGAUUGGUGUGGUCUACUCAUCUGUCUCCACCAUCCUCAAGAAUGCUGCCAGCAUCAGGAAAGUAGGUGAAGCCUGCACUACACUGAUGGUGAAGAUGACCACUACACCUACUCUCACUAUGAAUUUGUCAGCAGAAAUGAGUGGACAAAUUAACUCUGGAGUGAGUGAGGAAGAUCAAAGGAGGACACCAGAAGAAAGUCCUACCCAAAGUCCUAGCUUAUCAAGUCCGGCAUUUCCCACACAUACAGUUUCUGGUGCCACAGAAAACUCAUACCUCACUUCCAGUGGAGAAUUUGAGACAUACUUUGACAAUGAGAGAAUCCAUAUUCCAGAAUCUGAGAAUAAACUAUUCAGCUUCCACAAGUUGUGGGCAUUCACAGGCCCAGGAUUCCUUAUGAGUAUUGCCUACUUGGAUCCAGGGAACAUUGAGUCUGACCUGCAGUCCGGGGCAGCUGCCAGCUACAAGGUUUUAUGGGUGCUGAUGUGGGCUACCUUGCUGGGUCUAGUGAUGCAGCGACUCUCAGCCCGACUCGGGACAGUAACUGGUCUGCAUUUGGCUGAGGUGUGUUACCGCUACUACCCCAAGGUACCACGGCUCCUGCUCUGGAUCAUGGUGGAGAUAGCAAUCAUUGGCUCAGACAUGCAAGAGGUUAUUGGUACCUCUAUUGCUCUCUACCUCCUCUCCAACAAGGCUAUCCCUCUCUGGGGUGGCGUGCUCCUGACUGUGGCUGACACCUUCACCUUCCUUUCCCUGGACCGUUAUGGCCUGCGUAAGUUGGAGGCAUUCUUUGGAUUCCUCAUAACUGUCAUGGCCAUCACAUUUGGUUACCAGUAUGGUGUGUCAAAGCCAGACCAAGUGGAGGUACUCAAGGGUCUGUUUAUACCUGGGUGCUCAGGAUGUGACAACCGGGCACUGUUGCAGGCUGUGGGCAUUGUUGGGGCUGUCAUAAUGCCUCACAACCUUUACCUUCAUUCUGCUCUUGUCAAGUCACGGGAAGUGGACCGCACCAAGAAGGAGGAAGUGCGGGAAGCCAACAAAUAUUUCUUCGUUGAGGCGUGUAUUGCUCUACUCACCUCCUUCAUCAUUAAUGUGUUUGUUGUCUCUGUCUUCGCCAAGGGUCUCUUUGGAGUUACUAAUCAUGAAGUGCAUGAGCGCUGUGUCUCCAUGAACAACACCCAUUCUGAUGUUUUCCAAGAUAAUGAUGAGCUUGUGGAUGCAGAUCUUUAUAAGGCCGGGGUGUUUUUGGGAUGCACCUAUGGGAUUACCUGCAUGUAUAUAUGGGCUGUGGGCAUCUUGGCAGCUGGACAGAGUUCCACCAUGACUGGCACCUAUGUGGGACAGUUUGCCAUGGAGGGCUUCCUUAACUUGCGCUGGAAGAGAUGGCAGAGAGUUCUUUUGACACGAACCAUCGCCAUCACUCCCACCUUCUUCAUUGCAUUCUAUCAGGACAUCAAUGACCUCACAGGGAUGAAUGACCUAUUGAAUGCUGUCAUGUCACUCCAGUUGCCCUUUGCCCUUAUUCCUACCAUCACCUUCACCUCAGCACACAAGGUCAUGGGUGACUUCAGGAAUGGAAUAUUCACCAAAGUUCUGGCAUCACUCCUCUCACUGGUGAUCAUUGCCAUAAACUUGUGGUUUGUCAUCAACUUCCUCAACACAACCCUUAAUGGCCAGUGGUGGGCAUACCUGCUGGUAGUCUGCUGUGGGGUAUUCUACUUCAGCCUCAUCAUUUACCUGACAUUCUUCUUGGUGGCAGCAUUUGGCAUCAACCUCUGCUGCAACAUUCCGAUGGGUGAGAUGUUGGCUCUCCUCCAAUCACUCGGCACAUCUCUUGUCUCCAAAGAGUCCCAAAAUAUGUCCAAAAGAAAGUCGCAAAGCACCAUAUUUGACGGCUUAUAAGAUGCAUGGGCAGGCGCAUGGCAUUGAAAAAAAAAAGAAUAAAUAAGCAGGUUUAAGCUCUAAAUAUGAAGUGAAGGGUUUCUCCUGACAUUUGAAACCCUCUCAUAUGUUCUGUUCAGAUCCUUAUUGGAUACCAAUAUUGUACAUUUAAAAACUUUAAUAUUUGUUAGGACCUACCAACACUGGUUCUUAGACCAAUCCUGCUGUGAGAUGCAAACAAAUAUGGCAUAGGCAGUGACAUUGUCAGACCCUGGAGGGAUAAUAAUUUUUUAUCAUCAUUCUACAUGUAAUUCUAGUUGUAAUAUCUUAGUACAUAUUCGAAGCAUAAAGAUGUGUGAAAAUAGAUUUACCUUAUUCUCUACUUAUUUUUAUUUGAAAUAUUCAGUACAAACCAUCACCAUGAACCGCCCAACCUCAUGAUGCUCUUUUCACUUAUAAAAUCUUUUGUUUUGUUAGGCAGUAAGCUAUUUUCUAAAAAAGAAAUUGUUUCUCAUUAGCUUCAAGUUUUGUUGAACAUGUACGCAAAGUAAGAAUGUGAAAAGAUAGGUGCAGUUUCAGUUGUAUGAAGGUGUCUUACCUUAAGGAAUAAUGGCAUCAUACCAAGGAACACAGUGAAUCUUGUGCGUGUUGCCAGGUUUGAUGUGUAACCAACUGUGAUUUUUUUUGGUACAUGCAAUGUAAGCAUCAUCACUUAAUUUCUUCCCGACUGGUGUUAUUUUAUGUAAAUUACCAGUUAGUACGACCUGUAUACAUUGUUACCUUGUAAAAAAGAGUUGUUAUUGUGGAGUAGAAGCGAUGCAAAGAUGUUUGGGAUUUGAUUUAAGGGCCAUUGUUGCCACAGAUUUACCACCAGCCACUGCCCCAAAGCUGAACCUUGACCUUAAGACACAGGCUCAUUUUCUGAGACUUUUUUGGAGGGAAAAAAGGCGCAUCUUAUAAGCCAUCAAAUACAGUAUUUUCAUGACCUUGUAGUGAAUCAGAGCAAGGUGGGUGGCUGGGUGGUAUGUCACCCCCAUCCUAUCUCCUAUCAUCCCCUCCUCUUCUUUGUCAUGUGACUCCCCAACAUCCAGUGAGAGGCACACACGGGCCUGUGUGGCAUGGCGUCCCUCCUUUGUCUAGUUGGCUGUUUACAGGCAGAUGGUGCAGACAUGACAAGCAAGGAGAGAGCAUUGGUAUGGAAUAGGGCUAUAUUUACCUGUUUAGAGGGCGCUUGGUAGUUAAUAUUGCAUGUGAGUUAGCAGCAGCACUGCCUGUCAAUUUAAGUAGGUAACACACCAGUCAUAAGGUUUCAACUGAGUGUGAUAUGUCAGCUUAGACUCAUGGUGACAAAUCCCCUCGCCCAUCCUGUCUGUUGUCAUGUGUUUGGUGUAUCAUCUUUUUUUGUGCUGUUAAGUGCUACUAGCUUCAUAGUUCUUUUAAGAGCUUUGGACAGAGAAGAUUAUAGUUUCUCUGCUGUGCAGUAACUUAUAUUCCCUCCCUGGGCAAUAUGCUGUUGGGGUGAUUUUGUCCAUCUUUUGGGAAUCUGUAAAUGGUACUGCUCAGGAGGAAGAGAUGAUAUUCUAUGAGCAUGGAUGGAUUUGUUUGUCAUUUCGUGAGGGCAAUAGCUCAUAGAAUAUUACAAUCCUCAGAAGCACUUGUUCCUUGUUGUAACUCUACCUCUUCUCCAGCACGUUGGAGUUGUUUGGCAGUUGCAAUAUUCCCUUAUCUGUAGGAAAUGAAACCAGUUGGCAACCUCAUUUAUUUAACUCACCACAGGAGACUAGAAGGACCCUGCAAAGGUGACUUUGAGCCCUGCACUAAACUACUAAGUUGAUAGUUUAUGGAGGUUGACCCAAGGUAGUGGCAGCUGUGAGAGGGGCUGAGCCUUUUGUUGCAACAAUGUAUUUGAUGGUUACAGGAGGCCAGUGGGACCCUGUAAACACAUGUGUGGGCCCUGCACUAGCCUAUGCAGGAGGUAGGUUAGGGAAGCUGAUCCAAGUUAGUGGCAGCUGUGAGAGGGGCAGAAUCUGUGUCAUAACAAUACAGUGGUACAUGACUUACGAGUGCCCUAACUUACAAAUUUUUUGAGAUACAAGCUAUUGCUUAGUUGAUUUUUUAGUUUGAAUUGCAAGUCAAAAUCUGAGAUAUGAGGGAGCUUCAGAUAUGCCACCACUAGUUGACACAGAAAAUGCCACAUCUGUCCAGCAUUCCUCAUCUCAUUCAUUCACUUCACAUGUUUUUAUAUAACAUUUAUUAUUUAUAAAUGCAUUUUCCUUACAGUAAAGCCGCAAUAUAACAAACACAUAUAGGGAGAGAAGGAGAGAAAUAGAGAUAAGUGACCUUGACAAUGGCUGAUACAAUCCUCUCUCUCUCU